UUUAAUGGCUUAAAAUUUAAGAUAAAUUUCUACCCAUUCCUUUUAUCUCCUCGUCGGAAGAAUGCUCAAUGAGCUAUCCUACACCAAGCUUAAGCUGCUUUUCAUCAAUGUCUUUGCCAUAUUGCACAGUGCCACCUAUUUAAAUGUAUAUCGCUUAUAUGCAGACUUGAAAAACGUUAAAGCUGGUGUUGAUGGCUCUAAUGAGGAGAUAUGGAUCAGGGAGAUCUUCACUUUCCUCAUCAGUGGUCUUAUAGUGGUGCGCUUUUUUCUAUGUUUUGUCGGAUUGGCUUCGAACAUUGUAGCCAUAUACCCCAUUCUAACCAACUCCCAGGCUGAGAUGCUUAUGCCCACCAUCAUAGUGCAGGCCAUUGACAAUGUCAUCCUUAAUCUCUACGAGAUUAUUUUGGGCUAUGGCAGUUUGUGCUAUCUGUAUCCUGAUAGUACGGCUAUUUUUAUCUUUUUUCUUUUUAAAAUGGGAGUCAAGAUUGGCUGCAGCAUCUCUGCCUUAAACAUUUAUUCGGAUCAGCAUAAUCACUUGGCCACUCUAGUCACCUUCAACGAGGAAUCGCACAGCUUGGGACCAGACAGUGUGGAUGAAGUGGAGUUGGCAAACCAAAAUUUUUAUGUUUCUUAGCUAUUUGUCUUUUUUUGAUAGAAUCCAAUUGAAUAAUCAAUGGCUCAAAAUAUUAAUCUAAAUGUAAUUGUUGGAUUAAUCCUAAGUUAAUUUAUCU
Drosophila rhopaloa is the source of this 731-nucleotide messenger RNA. RefSeq lists its product as uncharacterized. The coding region runs from base 62 to 634 and encodes 190 amino acids. The transcript has 3 exons. The record is from RefSeq and is a predicted model, not a curated record. Lineage: Eukaryota; Metazoa; Arthropoda; Insecta; Diptera; Drosophilidae.